Molecule: messenger RNA, 1905 nt
Organism: Anopheles marshallii
Lineage: Eukaryota; Metazoa; Arthropoda; Insecta; Diptera; Culicidae
Product: zinc finger protein 761-like
Exons: 5
Coding region: 1-1905 (634 amino acids)
Biological process (GO): regulation of transcription by RNA polymerase II
Cellular component (GO): nucleus
Molecular function (GO): zinc ion binding; DNA-binding transcription factor activity, RNA polymerase II-specific; RNA polymerase II cis-regulatory region sequence-specific DNA binding
Source: RefSeq, a predicted model, not a curated record
AUGAAUAACGUGUUAUGCAGAUUGUGCUUAAUGAAGUGUGAAGAAUUGUUCGGAAUGUACAUCACCUCGCCGAGCGGUGUACUGCGUAGUCUGCCGAAAAUCAUACGGGAAUGCAUCUCCAUCGAGGUAAACGAUCUCGAGCCGAACUUUUUCUCAAAGUUCAUCUGCAACGAGUGUAUCUACAAGCUGGAGCUGUUCUACGCCUUUCGGCAACAAAGCAUCAAGAGCCAGGAUUAUUACAAUGGGCUCAUACAAUACUAUCAGCAAUCAGUGCCUUGCUCGAGUAAAGUAUCAUUAGAUCCUGCAGCUGAUGCGGCCCAGGUGCCCGGAACGGUUGAUAGCGUAUUUGAACCAGAACAGUCAGUUCAUUCAAACAACGAGCUGGCCGAUAUAAACUUUUCCGGAAAUGAAUUUAUGAUGGACGAAUCGGAAAAGCACCAGCUCAGUAAGGAUUACGACGAUAUUAUUCGUAAUUUGCAAAAAGAAGACCUCGAUUUUUCAACAAACGAUGGCGAAUUAGUGAUGAAACAUGCACUGGGAAUCUCAAUAUCGACGAAUGACACCAGAAUAAGCAAGCAGGCUGUGCUGCAGCAGGAAUGCUCAAGCUACUUACACCACGGUACUGACGUCGCGGUAAAUAUUGUGCAACCUACGGAGCCCAAUGACAACGGUUGUUUCGACCCAUACCAUACGAUGGCCGUAGCGUGUGAUAAGGACAUAAUCAAUAGCAGCACACUUUCCGUAGACCAGGAUGAUGAUCUUAACUAUGAUGAUUUUGUAGGCAUCCAAACGACACCGUUAGAGGGUAAUCGAGAAAUGUCUUUAUCCGAAGUGCACGUACAAGACAUAAUAGCGGACGUGUACAAUGUUACACCUGACAAGAUACAGCCGACGGGUGCAAUUUCAUCUUCCCAACAAAUUGCUGACGUUCAGUGCAGUGAAAUUUCAGCGCUUCAACAGAACGAUGGUUCGUUCUUUUCUCUGGUUGACUUCAGUGAAACGGAAAUUGCUACCGCCAGCAGUAGCACAACCUGUACGAACGGUACGACUGAGUUAGCGAACGACAAAACGUGCGAGAUUUGCUUCAAAACGUUUCGCACCAGACAAAAGCUCACCAUCCACCGAAACACGCAUCUGCGAUUGGCACCGUUCAAGUGUUCGUUCGAAGGAUGCACUAAAGCCUUUAAGUCGCGCAUCGGGCUCGAUGAGCAUGUGGCCCGACACACGAACAGCUUCGAGUUUAGCUGUGAUAUCUGUCAGAAAGGAUUCCAGCACCGUAGCUAUUUGUCCGCCCAUAGGCGAGCGCACAACACGGAACGAAACUUCCAGUGCGCACUGUGUGAGCAAACGUUUAAGUCAAAGCAAGCGUUACUAGAUCACAAAAAUCGACGCCAUCUCGGUGUGAAACCGUUUGCCUGCGAGCUGUGCGACAAGCAGUACACGAAGAAUGCUCAGUUGCGGGCGCACAUCGAACAGCAUCACGAGAAGCGGGACGAUGCGAGCACCCGCUAUCCGUGCCAGGAGUGUGGGAAACAUUUCACCUCUAAAAGCUACCUGAACGUACACAAGCGAAUACAUCGAAACGAGCGACCGUUCGUGUGUGAAAUCUGUAAUAAGGGGUACAUCACGCGAAAAGAUCUCGCAGUCCACAUGACAAGCCACACGGGCGAGAAACCACUUACCUGUGACAUUUGUGGCAAGGCGUAUGCACGCCGCAACGCCUUAGACUGUCAUCGUAGGACGCACACCAAGGAACGUCCAUACGUCUGUGAUAUCUGUGGUCAAUCAUUUUCCCAGCCAACACCGUUACGGGUGCAUCGGAAGCUGCACGAGACGGUGGAUCACAAUAAAAAACAAUCACCGAUGGAGAUCACCAAUGUUACGCCUGCUUCGAACCGGCAAUAG